This is a messenger RNA of Oryza sativa Japonica Group (Japanese rice), 521 nucleotides long. RefSeq lists its product as uncharacterized. NCBI's taxonomy places the organism in Eukaryota, Viridiplantae, Streptophyta, Magnoliopsida, Poales, Poaceae. The record is from RefSeq and is a predicted model, not a curated record.
UGCAUCGAUCUUAAUUUCUCUCUUCAUCAUCUCGCUAUAUACGUGCAAUGGCGGUGGCGCAGGUGAGCAGGACGGCCGUGGUGGCGCUGGUCCUCGUCGCCGUGGUGGUGGCGGCGGCGUACGUGCCGGCGGCGACCGCGUACGGCUGCUUCGACGACUGCUACGAGCGCUGCGCCAACGGGAAGACGGACGACGCCUGCAACUCCAUGUGCAAGCAGGCUUGCAGCGGCGCCGGCGGCGGCCCCGCCGAGGCGCCCGACGAGGCUUGAUCGCCGACGACGAGCGCCGCCGCGCCGCCGUCCAUCGAUCUCCAUAUCCGCCCGUAGCCGCCGGCUAUAUAUACACUCGAUUAUUUGUUUGUUUGUUGUUAAUUCAAGUUUGAUUGAUUUAACCGUCGAGUAUCUAAAUUAGUUUGUUUUGUUUGUUUAAUUUAUGCAAGCUGGUGUACUCUCUCAGCGAUUUGUAAUUCUUGUGUGAUAAUUAAGUGAAUUUGUUCCCUUGUUUCUUCUUUGAUUAAUUAA